AUGUAUGUUAAGUCAUUGGUUCUAACUGUCUCUCUCUAUGCCUCUGUCGUAAAAGCCAUAAUAGAACCCACGAGAAUACAAAACAUCCAACCAAAAACAAACAAAGAGAAGAUUCCAAUACUUAUAAUGGCAGCUUCGGCUACAACACUCAUGAAGCUCUUCUUCUUUGCCCUAAUUCUUGCCAGCUUCAUCGUAUCUCCGGUGAUGUCAACGGCGCCAGAAGAAUGUGAAGCCGAGUCAACAAAUCCAUGCGUCAACAAAACUAAAGCCUUACCUCUAAAAAUCAUAUCCAUUGUAGCCAUCCUCGUGACCAGCAUGAUAGGCGUAUCGGCUCCUCUCUUUAGCCGAUACUUUCCAUUCCUCCAUCCGGAUGGAAACAUUUUCACAAUCGUUAAGGCUUUUGCGUCGGGGAUCAUCCUGGGAACAAGUUUCAUGCACGUCUUACCGGACUCUUUCGAGAUGUUGUCAUCAGAAUGUCUAGAGGACGACCCAUGGCACAAGUUCCCAUUCACGGGCUUUGUCGCUAUGUUGUCGGGACUCGUCACCCUAGCCAUAGACUCCAUGGCUACUAGCUUCUACAGUAGCAAGAACGGUAGUGAAAUCGCUCCCGCUGCUAGUAACGGUGAUCAUGAGAGAGCAAAUCCGAUGAUAACUCACGGUCAUAGUCACGGCCACGGCGUUACAUUAAAUACUAAAGAUGAUGGUGGCUCACAGUUAUUGCGGUACCGCGUCAUUGCUAUGGUGUUGGAGCUUGGAAUUAUAGUUCACUCCGUGGUCAUUGGACUAUCUUUGGGUGCAACAAAUGACACAUGUACCAUUAAGGGUCUUAUUGCAGCCCUUUGCUUCCAUCAAAUGUUUGAAGGCAUGGGUCUAGGUGGCUGCAUCCUCCAGGCGGAGUAUACGAAUGUGAAAAAGUUCGUGAUGGCAUUCUUUUUUGCGGUUACAACACCCUUUGGAAUCGUUUUAGGGAUCGCAUUGUCUAGCAUAUAUAGGGAUAACAGCCAGACCGCAUUGAUUACUGUCGGGCUGCUCAACGCAUGCUCGGCAGGACUGCUCAUCUACAUGGCCCUUGUUGACCUUCUAGCAGCCGAGUUCAUGGGACCGAAGCUCCAAGGUAGCAUCAAGCUUCAGAUCAAGUGUUUCUUUGCCGCUCUACUUGGCUGCGGUGGGAUGUCAAUCCUCGCCAAAUGGGCGUAGAAACUUAUCAACAAUCUUGGUGUUCAGAUUCUAAAAGAGAUUGGUUAAGUUCGGUUUGAGCGAGUCGCGUGAAGUGUUUUUGUCUUUUGUUGUUUAUUUGUCAUAUUAAUUACUCCGUGUCGUGUGAUAAAUAAUUGCUGUGUAAUAAAAU
This is a messenger RNA of Thlaspi arvense, 1348 nucleotides long. NCBI's taxonomy places the organism in Eukaryota, Viridiplantae, Streptophyta, Magnoliopsida, Brassicales, Brassicaceae. The record is from the annotation of a GenBank genome assembly.